UUGAUACGCAACACCUUAUGUCAAGAAAAAAUUAAAUUUUUUCUCCUCUUUCUUGUGCUUUUAUUUAAAAUAUAUAUAUAUAUAAUUUUCCACUUUCUAAUAGUACUUUUAUUUUGCAACAUUAUAGCCGACUUGAGUUUCACCCAUCAGAGCAUCUCGCACCAAUGAAUCCUUCUUCUUCAAUGAAGCCCUAGCUCUCACCACUUGUAUACAGAAGCUUCUUCAAUGGACAAAAGAUUAAUUUCCCCAAACCCAAAACCAAAACCAAAACCAAAACCCUAGCGAUUUGGAUUACAAUUACCCAUGGACCAGCGUCGGACUUCAAGAGUGAUCGACCCUAAGGUGCGCCAGGUGGGUUUCUUCGCUCCCACUGCACCACCGCCACCGCCACCGGAUCGGACCCUGUCCGCCCCACCCAUCUCGUCGUCCCCUCCGGUCUCUGAUAUCUCUCCGUCCGGCAACUCCCUCUCUCCGGUCAUGAUUCCCCCGCCGCGCCAUGCCUCCGACAACCUUCAGUCCUCUUUGGCUCCCCAGUCGUCGUCACGUGCCGUCGGCGUGCCCGUUCCCGCGUCUACGCUGAGGCGGCCCUCCGCCGAUAACGUGGCCGUCGGGAGCUACAACCCGUCCGAGUCUCUCCUCGGGUCUUCUCCUGUGCUUUCGCCUUCGGCUUCGGCAAAGGUGGUCGACGGAGAAUUCUCAGAGGACUCCGUCAAUUGGAUUCGCCGAAGCAAUUCGGGGAAAUUCGCUUCCUCUAUCCCGAGGGCGUUUGAUACCACCGCAUCAACCAAGCCUCAAGGAGUGUCUGAAAAGGGUGGAGAAACAUUUGAAUUAUUGGAAAGUGAAAAGCUGUCAAGCUCAAAACAAUUGAAAGAGAAAACAACAAAAGCUGAAAGACGUGCUCUGCAGGAAUCUCAACGAGCUGCAAAAGCUGCUGCGAAAGGAGGAGUGGCUCCAGCACAUGAAAAACCGGGUAAAACUGUGAAGCAGGCUUCACAAAAGAAGGAUGGUCUCCCAAUGAAAUCUGCAGCAGUUCCUCAAAAGAAAGGUGGUGAUCGACUACCUGAAAAAGAUAGGAAGAAAGAUGUGCCCCCUCCGCGCAUGCAGUUUGAUAAUAAGAGUCGAGUGGAAAAGGCUAAAAGGCAUGCAAUAGUCAAACAAACUGAAGCUAGAAACAGAGUUGAAUUGUUUCGGCAUUUACCUCAAUAUGAACAUGGAACCCAACUUCCUGAACUUGAGUCAAAGUUUUUCCAACUAGAUCCGAUGCAUCCUGCUGUUUACAAGGUUGGAAUGCAAUAUUUAGCAGGAGAUGUAUUUGGGGGUAAUGCUCGUUGUGUUGCAAUGCUUCAGGCAUUUCAGGAAGCCAUUAAAGACUAUUCCACACCUCCAGAAAAAAUUCUCGCUAGAGAUUUAAGUUCCAAGGUCAAUAGUUUCAUUUCAUUUUUGAUUGAAUGCAGGCCCCUUUCUAUCAGUAUGGGGAAUGCUAUUAGGUUCUUGAAGGCUCGUAUUGCCAAGUUACCCCUAACUCUAGCAGAGUCAGAAGCAAAAGCCUCUCUAUGCUCAGACAUUGAUCGUUUCAUUAAUGAGAAAAUAGUACUUGCAGACAAGGUGAUAGUCGGUCAUGCCGUUACCAAGAUCAGGGAUGGGGAUGUUCUUCUCACAUAUGGAUCAUCCUCCGUUGUUGAAAUGAUUCUGUUACAUGCCCAUGAGCUAGGUAAACAAUUUCGUGUUGUGGUGGUAGAUUCACGCCCAAAGCUGGAAGGCCAAGCAUUACUCCGUAGGCUGGUGGCAAAAGGCCUGAGUUGUACAUACACUCAUGUAAAUGCUGUUUCUUAUGUCAUUCAUGAAGUCACAAGAGUUUUUCUUGGGGCUGCCUCUGUAUUGUCUAAUGGAACUGUAUACUCAAGGGUUGGAACUGCAUGUGUUGCUAUGGUUGCUCAUGCAUUCCGUGUCCCAGUUAUGGUUUGCUGUGAAGCAUACAAGUUUCAUGAAAGGGUACAGCUUGAUUCAAUUUGCUCCAAUGAGCUAGGUAAUCCAAAUGCCAUUGCUAAGGUUUCAGGGAGAAUGGAUGUAAAUUAUUUGGAUAAUUGGGCCAAUAAGGAAAAUCUGCAACUCCUGAAUUUACUUUAUGAUGCCACUCCUGCUGACUAUAUCUCUAUGAUCAUCACAGAUUAUGGCAUGGUUCCACCCACAAGUGUGCCAGUAAUUGUGCGAGAGUAUGGGAAAGAGCACCUAUUGGUAUAAAGGGGUUGCAUUAUUAGAUAAAGAAUGAAAGCUAUUCAACUUUUGUUUCCCUGAUGGAUGUCAUUUACCGGCUGGUUUCACCAUGCAUUGGAUGAUGAAGCUUGCACAAAUUUUGAACGCUCUGGAUCAUUUUCAAAAUUUUUUUUUUACAAAAAUCUGAAUAAUUAUCUUAUGCAAUGUCAAAGUUAGCUGAUAACUUUCUUUUUGGCAUAGUGAAAGGGUGAGUUUUUUUAUUUGGGAAUGUCGCCUUGUAUAUAACACAAUGGCCCAACCCCACAUCUUGUUCGUGGAGUUUAAAGUGAAUAGAUUUCGACACUGCAUUAAGUGGACAGCUUCAUAAAUGUUGAUUGAUUACAAGAUCUUAAUGAUUAUUCUUCUAGUUAUUUUAUUAAA
Messenger RNA from Cornus florida, 2634 nucleotides. RefSeq lists its product as uncharacterized. NCBI's taxonomy places the organism in Eukaryota, Viridiplantae, Streptophyta, Magnoliopsida, Cornales, Cornaceae. The coding region runs from base 304 to 2241 and encodes 645 amino acids. The transcript has 7 exons. The record is from RefSeq and is a predicted model, not a curated record.